UGUUUCAUCUGCUCCACUAGAAGAAGAGGAAGAUUCUAAAGACAGCUGAUGUGACAGCGAUAAAGUUUUCAGCAUGCAUGCAUUUGAGAUCUUCGAUUCAUCCCAUCCUCACCUUAGCCCUGUCAGCCAUUUUGUUUCUCAGCAACCCUGUUCAGAAUAUGCUUCAGGGGGCGGAGUCUGUCAUCGGGAGGCGUGGCUUUUCAGUGAUCUGGAAUAUGCCUACAGCUCGAUGUCAGCGUCGGUACGGAGUCUCCCUGCCGCUGCGCCAGUACAACAUUAUACAUAACUCACAGCAGAGAUUUCAGGGUCAGAAUAUGAGCAUAUUUUAUCAGCGCCGUCUGGGCCUCUACCCCUACAUCAACCGUCAGGGGUCAAAAGUCAAUGGUGGCCUGCCUCAACAAGGAUACCUAAAGGCUCAUCUCUCAUUGGCUGAGGCGCAGAUCAUUGAAGUGUUGAGACAGAUGUUCAGCGGAUUAGCUGUGCUAGAUUGGGAGGCGUGGCAGCCCAUAUGGAUGUGGAACUUCGGGACCAGAAUUGCAUAUCGGAAAUUUUCGAAAAAGCUGGUUAGGUGGAAACAUCCAGAUAUGUCAGAGGAGGAAGUGAAAUCCAAGGCGAAGGCUGAGUUUGAAUUAGCAGCAAGAGCGUUUAUGGAAAAGACUCUGCGCCUUGGUGUUCGCCUCUGCCCAGAGGGAUUAUGGGGGUUUUAUGGGUUUCCCGGUUGCUAUAACAAUCAUGGCCAAGGACAAAGCGGCUACACGGGGCAGUGUCACAAUGGCACGGAGAUUUUGAAUGAUAGACUGGCGUUUCUAUGGCAACACUCCACCGCCCUGUAUCCCAGCAUUUAUCUGGGGCGUAAGCUGGCAGGACAUACACAUGCUCAACUAAUGGUGAGACAUCGUGUACUUGAAGCCCUCCGAGUGGCAUCCCAGCAUUCACUUGGCCCUGAAGCACUUCCUGUUUUUCCCUACGCCAGAGUGGCGUUCACACACACAUUGGCGUUCCUGAAUCAGACGGAUUUGGAGCACACACUAGGUGAGAGUGCUGCUUUAGGUGCCGCUGGAGUUGUGUUAUGGGGCGAGCUGAGUUUCGCCAAGUCCAAGCGGCAGUGCGCCCUCUUGCGUGAUUACCUAGGCUCAGUAUUAGGAGACUAUGUCACCGCCCUGCAGGCCAGUGUGAGGAACUGCAGCGAAAGAAUGUGUAACACCCAGGGACGCUGUGCUCGUCGGGACCCUCACUCGGGUUACAUGAUCCCUCUAAGUGGUACCCAUGAAGCUCUUCCUCUCAGCGACAUGAGGUCAAAGUUCAAGUGUGUGUGUUAUAAAGGAUGGAGCGGAGAACAAUGUGACCAAAAUCAUUUCUAAGAACUGUUUGCAACCCACUUCAUUUCUGCAAUGUGACAUUUAUGAGUUAAA
Molecule: messenger RNA, 1412 nt
Organism: Rhinichthys klamathensis goyatoka
Lineage: Eukaryota; Metazoa; Chordata; Actinopteri; Cypriniformes; Leuciscidae
Gene: hyal3
Product: hyaluronidase 3
Exons: 4
Coding region: 78-1361 (427 amino acids)
Biological process (GO): hyaluronan catabolic process; carbohydrate metabolic process
Cellular component (GO): acrosomal vesicle
Molecular function (GO): hyalurononglucosaminidase activity
Source: RefSeq, a predicted model, not a curated record